Molecule: messenger RNA, 3933 nt
Organism: Penicillium expansum
Lineage: Eukaryota; Fungi; Ascomycota; Eurotiomycetes; Eurotiales; Aspergillaceae
Product: allantoate permease family MFS transporter
Exons: 17
Coding region: 1-3933 (1310 amino acids)
Biological process (GO): tripeptide transport; dipeptide transport; transmembrane transport
Cellular component (GO): plasma membrane
Molecular function (GO): allantoate transmembrane transporter activity; dipeptide transmembrane transporter activity
Source: RefSeq, a predicted model, not a curated record
AUGGCCUCACAAAAGGACAUUGAAGUGACGGCAUCGCCUCCUAUAUCAUCAACCACAUCAUCAGAACGGGAUGAGAGCUAUGAGUUCUAUAAACAACACCAAGGGCUUGAAUACACAACCGAGGAAGCCAAACGAGUUUUGCGCAAGAUUGAUAUACGCCUGAUCCCAUUGCUAUUCCUAAUCUACAUGCUUCAGUAUCUGGACAAGAACAGCAUCAACUUUGCAUCAGUAUAUGGCUUAAAAAAAGGAACACACUUGAAGGGACAGCAAUAUUCAUGGCUUAGCUCCAUUUUCUACUUCGGAUACCUCAUUGCGCAAUGGCCCGCAGGACUAGCUUUGCAAAAGCUGCCCGUCGGCAAAUUCCUUGCCAUCACCACACUAGUGUGGGGUGGUUUACUCAUGACGACACCUGCAUGCUACAACUUUGCUGGAAUCGCAAUCAACCGCUUCCUUUUAGGGAUGGUCGAAGCAGUUGUGACUCCUGGAUUUGUUCUUAUGACUGGCAUGUGGUACACAUCUGAAGAACAACCUCUGCGACUAGAGGCAUGGUACUGCACUAAUGGUAUCGCGACAAUGUUCGGAGGUCUUAUUGGCUAUGCGGUCGGACAUAUCACCACUGGACUUCCACGAUGGAUGUACGUCUUCCUUAUUUUUGGAGCCUUUUCCAUCGCGGUAGGAAUUAUUGCCUUGGUCUUUCUCCCCGAUCUUCCAUCAACUGCCAAAUUUCUCAGCGAGCGUGAGCGAGCCAUAGCAGUUGAGCGUGUCGCAAUCAACAGACAAGGUGUCAAAAGCAGUCAGUUCAAAUGGUAUCAGGUCCGACAAGCGGCCGAAGAUCCGAAGACCUGGCUUCUGUUUAUCAUGGCUAUUGGUGCACAAGUCCCGAACUCGGCAUUGACAAGUUUUACUUCCAUCAUCGUUGGCACUUUCGGAUUCGACACACUUGGAACACAAUACUUGCAAAUCCCUGGCGGUGCGGUUCAGUUCAUCACUCUUAUUCUCGGAGGUUAUAUUGCAACAAAGUUCGAUGGCAAAUUUCAUUCACGAUUUGCAUGCAUGAUCUUUGCUUGCACAGUCUGUAUCAUUGGGUCCGGUCUUCUUGUCGGACUACCGGACACCAACAAAUGGGGCCGCCUUGUUGCACUCUGGCUAUGCUAUUUCCAAGGUUUAGGAUUCAGCAUGAGUCUGACAAUCGUUAGCUCCAACAUUGCUGGAUAUACUAAGAAGCAAGUUACCGGUGCACUUCUAUUCACUGGAUACUGCGUGGGGAAUAUCAUUGGGCCUCAGACUUUCAAGUCUAGCGAGGCUCCUAGGUAUAAGAGUGCUUAUAUUGCGAUGCUCGCUGGAUAUGCAGUAAAGCUGACCUGCAUUGUCGCUUUGUAUAUUUACAUGUAUCUCGAGAAUAAGCGUCGAGACCGGGAAGCAGUUGAUAGCCAGGAGAUUGAGGCAGAAGGUGUUGAAAAUGGCAUGCUGGCUGAUCCAUACGCACACCUCCUUGUGCGUGAACAUUUUGAUUGGUGGGAAGACGUGGAGAAUGAUAUCGCCAUAAAGGCCAAAGCCAUCCCUCCAAUCUCUACCGUUUCUAAACUGGGCUUGAAGGAUGACAUCACUAGGAAUACCAAACCCAUCCCUAAGCCAUCUACCGUUCCUAUCACAGCCCCUAAACUGGACGAGAAAUACGCGCGUCUUCUUGUUCGCGAACAGUUUGACUGGUGCGAGGAUGUCGAUAAUGGCAUUGCCAUGAAGACCAAAGCCCUCUCUUUGGACACUAAAACCCCAACUGCGGACACUAAGGACCUGGCUACAGCUUCCACUUUCCCUGUCACCGCCAACAUAAUGAAUGGCGGGGAUGUCCAACGUCCUAUUAUUACACAAUACAACUGCCAGGGGGAUGUUGAUAAUGAUGUCGUUAUCAAAGCCAAAUCCCUUUAUAUGGAGACCCAUAUCCCUACCACAGGCACCAAUGACCAGGCUAGCACUUCCACCGCUACAAAAUUGGAUGAUGAGUAUGCCCAACCACCUGUCCGUGAACAUGACAACCGGCUGGAGCAUUUUGAGAACGACACUACCUUGAACACCAAAGCUGUCGCUAUAGACACUGAAAUCACUACUAUCGACAUCGGGGAUUUGGAUACAUCUUCCACCGGUAGUGCUACUAUCAAAGAGCUGGGCGAUGAGGAUAUCCAAGUUCCUUUUGAUUACGACCGUUCGGAGGAUGCCAAGAGUGAAUCCACCGUGGACACCGAAGACCUCGAUGUCACUUCCAUUGGCACUGCCACCGCUAGAAAGCUGGUAUCUAUUCCCACUUCCAAUUCGCCUAUCCCCUUCAUACAUCAGAGAUUAACGAUGGUAAUACUAAAGGACGACGAGGGAAUCCAACACCUCGUUAGUGAAUGUGACAAUUGGUCAGAGCGCCCUAUUAGUGGACAUGAUGAUUGCUUGGAGAAUGCUAGAAAUAACAUCGCCAUGGACACUGAGGACCUGCAUCUCAACCAUGAGCUCCACGAUACAACUAACGGCCCCAUCAUAGCCAUUCAAUUGGAGGAUGAGGAAAGCAAACAGGCCGUUAUUGAAGAUGACAACUGGUCGGAGGAUGCUACGAACGACAUCACCAUGGAUACUGAAGACCUAAAUACCAACAAUGGGCCUAUCGCUACAACUGACGGUCUUGACACAGCCGUGAAAUCUGAAGAUUUGCAUGACCACUUGCACCACAAGAUAUCCGCCUCAGCCGACGAUGUCGAGGCCAACAUCGCUAUGGACAACAAACACUCCACUGGUAGCAACGAACCUCUAGCUACAGGUGACGACCUUGUCACAGUCGCGGAACUGGACGAUUCACAUGCUCAUCCCUUGCACCCUGAGACAUCCCAUUUAAGUGACGAUGCUGAGAGUACCCUCGCUACGGACCAUCACCCUGAGCUAAAUGCCGCUACCAAGUCUUCCGAUGAGAUUGCCGACUCCCCACAGCCAGUCGAAUCAAGUCAGUUGCUCGACGUGCCCAAAUCUAACUCGUCGCCCGUAUCAGUCCAAACUCCCCAGCCGGACGAAUUCGCGGUGCCAGAUGGGGAUGUCGAUGAAUAUGAAUACCGCACGUUGAUUGGCAGCGAAGAUGAGGAUAUUCAUCACUGGAAUUGGUUUGGCCGCGCAAUGUAUGCACCAACUGCAACCCCACCAGCUGUCUCCCUUGCAUUUAUGCAGGUCCGACCUAAAGUACCAAAGGGGCGAGACGAACUUCGCGUGAUUUCCAUUCUGAACCGUGCUCUUCAUCAAAUUGACCCCGUCAUUUUGAGGGUCGACAGGGGAAAUGAAGGAGUUUUGCAGAUGCAUGGGUCCGAAAUGAUUGAAGUCUGCGAUGGAAACACCUACACUCACUAUUCUCUCCACGGAAAUUGGAUGAGUGAUGAUUUUUCAAUGCGCCGAAUGAUUGUUCCGGACUCUGGGGCGCCAUGGAUGGAUUGGCGAGAUCAACUGGUCGCUGCCGCUCAGGAACCAUCUCGCUCUCCACGAAAGCUCACUUGGAACCCAACUCCUUCAUGUUUCAAGAUCGAGUCCAUGGCAUCCAAAAAGCCAUCUCCACCAAGUCACAUUCCCAGUUACUCUUUUGCCCCUCUGGAGAUCAUGAGCUUUAUCAUCCAAAAGGCUUGGGCCACCGAAAGAAAGGUUGCUCGCACAUUCAUUUCUCUGCCACUUGGCGUCAUGGGGCCCAUAAUCAAGAAGGCUCCUGUCCUGAAGACUGUCCCCCAUCCACCACUUCCUUUUCCGAUUGGCAUCAUAGGCAACACCACCAACAAGGCUUGGGCUACGGCCAAAAAUGAUUUCAGAAAAGUUUUUGUUUUCUCUAUUGGAAUCAUCAAGAACGCAUGGGAGUUCAUCAAAGCUGCUUUCCAUUCACACACUGUUAUGCCUGAGGUUGUUUCAUUCUUAUCAGGCUAA